This is a messenger RNA of Calypte anna (Anna's hummingbird), 1609 nucleotides long. It is a transcript of the gene ST8SIA4, whose product is annotated as ST8 alpha-N-acetyl-neuraminide alpha-2,8-sialyltransferase 4. Bases 358 to 1437 code for a protein of 359 amino acids. The transcript is spliced from 5 exons. Gene Ontology annotation, molecular function: alpha-N-acetylneuraminate alpha-2,8-sialyltransferase activity. The record is from RefSeq and is a predicted model, not a curated record. NCBI's taxonomy places the organism in Eukaryota, Metazoa, Chordata, Aves, Apodiformes, Trochilidae. Gene Ontology annotation, biological process: oligosaccharide metabolic process; N-glycan processing.
CGGCGCUGUCGCCGAUGUGGUCGCCGCGGGGCUGGACCGGAGGAAGAGUGGGGUCGGGAGGGAGAGUAGCGCGGCUCGGCGGCAGCCCCGCCGAAAAGGCAGAGCCGCUGCCUGCGAGCCCGGCUUCUGGGUAGGGAGGGACAGGGUGAAAGAAAAACUAAACUCCAACAACGCCCAACGGCUGCGACCAGUUUUGGUUUUUUGUUUUGUUUUGGUGGUUUCCCACUUAAUUAUUUUUGGAAAAAAACCCACAGAAAUCCUGUGUUUUUGGCAAUUUCUGCCACGGGGGGAAUUGUUUUUCGCACACCCCUGACAAACAAAGGAAAAGGGGGAGGGGGACUGCGUUUCGCAGAAGACAUGCGUUCAGUCAGGAAGAGGUGGACUGUGUGCACGAUAAGUCUCCUCCUCAUCUUUUAUAAGACGAAAGAAAUAGCUCGGACCGCGGAGCGUCAGGAGGCACCACUCACCGGAGAUGGUGAACUGAGUUUGAGUAGAUCACUGAUCAAUAGCUCUGAUAAGAUAAUUCAAAAGGGUGGCUCCUCAAUCUUCCAGCAUGCUGCAGAAGGUUGGAAAAUCAAUUCUUCUUUGGUAUUGGAAAUAAGAAAAAGUGUUCUUCGAUUUUUGGAUGCUGAAAGAGACAUCUCAGUGGUCAAAAGCAGCUUCAAGCCAGGAGAUGUAAUCCAUUAUGUACUGGACAGGCGUCGCACCCUCAAUAUUUCUCGGGAUUUACACAGCCUUCUCCCUGAAGUAUCCCCAAUGAAGAAUCGACGAUUUAAAAACUGUGCUGUUGUUGGGAAUUCUGGCAUCCUUCUGGAAAGUGGAUGUGGAAAAGAGAUAGAUAGCCAUGACUUCGUAAUAAGGUGCAAUCUAGCUCCUGUGGUGGAGUUUGCUGCCGAUGUGGGAACUAAAUCUGAUUUUAUUACCAUGAAUCCAUCAGUUAUACAAAGAGCAUUUGGAGACUUUCAAAAUGAGAGUGACAGAGAAAAAUUUGUGCGUAGACUAUCCAUGCUGAAUGACAGUGUCCUUUGGAUCCCUGCAUUCAUGACCAAAGGCGGAGAGAAGCAUGUGGAGUGGGUUAAUGCACUAAUCCUUAAGAAUAAAUUGAAAGUGCGAACUGCCUAUCCAUCACUGAGACUUAUUCAUGCUGUCAGAGGCUACUGGCUGACAAACAAGGUCCAUAUUAAACGACCCAGCACUGGCCUCCUUAUGUAUACACUUGCAACUAGAUUUUGUGAUGAAAUUCACCUGUAUGGAUUUUGGCCAUUCCCAAAGGAUUUACGUGGAAAACCAGUGAAGUAUCAUUAUUAUGAUGAUCUGAAGUAUCGAUACUUUUCUCAUGCCAGUCCGCACAGGAUGCCAUUAGAGUUUAAAACGUUGUAUGUAUUGCAUAACAGAGGAGCACUUAAAUUAACAACAGGGAAAUGCGUACAGCAAUAAAGAAUAUUAGAAGUACAAUAAGAAUUAUGGAAUACACACUUCGUCAUCAAGAUGUAGUGAACUGGCAAUGGGAUCCCAGUAAGGAUGUGUUUCAAUACCCAGUAACCAUUAGACAAAAAGGAAUUUUAUCAGAAGUACCUAAUCAGCUAUUAUACCUGUGAAGUGCAAUAUA